AUGUCGGUGGAUACAGCUUUUGUCAACCGCUUUUGGGGCCAGCAGGAGGCUGGCUUCCAGGUGAUACAGACUAGACUUGCACAUUCAUUGACUACCCUCCAGGAACUUCUAACAUUCUACAAAGAACGAGUUGCCAUUGAGAAAGAAUACAAUAAACGCUUGGAUAAGCUCGUGGGCUCUUAUACGCUAGGCUCCGGCGAAACGGGCUCCAUCAAAGUUGCCUUGGAGAAAUUGCAGAACGAGAGUGGUAACAUGGUUAGACAGAACCAGAAGUUUAUCAAGAGUGUUUCUUUCCACAACUACGAGAAGCUCAACUCCUUUUACGGCAACUAUAAACACAACGUCUCCAAAGUGGAGUCUCAUAUGCAAAAGGUCUUGAGCAAAAAGAAGGACUUCUUCAACCACCUCGAAGCCAUCAAAGACAAGUACAGAAUGGAAUGCCAUCUGAUCAAGACAUUGCUGCUACAGUGCCAGACCACAUGGGGCAAGGAGCUAGAGAAGAACAAAGCAAAGCUUAUAAAGGCAGAGAAAAAUGCCAAUGUCCUCAAGGACCAGUACUUGAAAUGUAUCCACAAGUGCACAGAGAUACACGAUGUGUGGGUCCGAGACUGGCGUGCUGCUUUGCUGAAUGUUUAUCAGUUGGAAAUUGAGCGUAUCCAAAUUUGCAAACUCAAUUGCUUCAAUUUCUGCAACCACGUUGCUUCGCUAUGCGUCGAUUGGGACCAGCUGGUGGAUGUAGCUAGAACCUCAUUUGCAAGCAUACUAGCACCAAAAGAUAUCCAUGAUUUCGCUGAGGCAUACGGCACGGGCAACAAAAUUACCAAAGCCCCGAAGUUUAUUGAUUUUGCAGAAGGAUACGAUGACGACUCCGAAUCACAGGACUUCGAGCUCGCUGAUUUCAAAGAUCCAGAUUUCUCCCAAAUUCUUACUAGAACAUUCUCCACUCAGUCAGCUCCAUCUAGCAAUCAAACAAGUCCCACGAAAAGAAGCCCGAAGAGAAACAACGUGGAUUCAGGUUCACCCACAAGAGCAACGAAUGGCGGUCUACUAGUACCACAGAAUAAGAGCCUUCCCCCAAUCAAAGAACCAAAUGGUAACGGUGAACUCCGCAAGCAAUUAUCACAGACAAGUAACUACACAUCUGGUCCAGAAGAUAAACACGAUGUGUUCGAUUCCAGCAAGAAAUUCCGUGAAUCGAACGACCUGGACUACUCCAAUCCCACGAACUAUACCUCGCAGACAACAAGAAGUUGGGCGUCCCCAAGAAAGAAGGAGAGACUGGAAAUGCAAGAACGAAUUAAUCGAAGACUGCAAGACUGGACCAAUACAUUCCAGCCUCCACCACCCCAACCAGAGAAGCCCACGGUUUCCAUUAAUAAGGACUUUUCCAUGGACUUCAUUGCCAAAGCACUUGAGGACCUUAAUACUGGGGGUAAUGGUGAUGUGAACCAGUUCAGGCGAUCUGUAAGGAGUCAGGCGAAAGACAAUGACCCUGUUUCCUAUAAGAACCACCGCCCUCAGUCAGACUUCGUUGAUGAUUCCAGAGAACAGGCAACUAGGUAUGAUUCCAUCUCAUUCAAGACACCACAAAAACCAAGGCCCAAGUCAAUGGUGGACAGUGCCAUGGGUGAAGAUGAUCUGAUGAGGACUGUUGUUGCAAGGACUCCUAUGAAGCCACAGACUCAAUCCAAGCGGUUCUCACUGCAAUCUCCCACAAAGUCGUACAUGGACCUUCAUUCUAUGAUAGAUAGAGUGACGCCGGCUUCAGGACACGAGUACGUGGCCAAGGCCAAGGCUAUUUAUACUUACAGUGCUAGAGAAGAGGGAGAACUUUCGUUUAAGAAAGGCUGGAACAUGUUUGUGCUUCAUAAGCAAGAGGACAAUUGGUAUGUGUGUGAGUUAGCAAACAAUUGCGGAAGUGACGUUGGAAACGUUGGUUUAGUGCCUUACAAUUAUGUGAAGGAGGGCGACAGUUUGUUUUAG
Molecule: messenger RNA, 1983 nt
Organism: Candidozyma pseudohaemuli
Lineage: Eukaryota; Fungi; Ascomycota; Pichiomycetes; Serinales; Metschnikowiaceae
Gene: HOF1
Product: formin-binding protein
Exons: 1
Coding region: 1-1983 (660 amino acids)
Biological process (GO): cytoskeleton organization
Cellular component (GO): cytoplasmic side of plasma membrane; cytoplasm; mitotic actomyosin contractile ring, proximal layer
Molecular function (GO): protein binding; phospholipid binding
Source: RefSeq, a predicted model, not a curated record